Molecule: messenger RNA, 890 nt
Organism: Notolabrus celidotus (New Zealand spotty)
Lineage: Eukaryota; Metazoa; Chordata; Actinopteri; Labriformes; Labridae
Gene: nfil3-4
Product: nuclear factor, interleukin 3 regulated, member 4
Exons: 2
Coding region: 141-890 (249 amino acids)
Biological process (GO): circadian rhythm; regulation of DNA-templated transcription
Cellular component (GO): nucleus
Molecular function (GO): DNA binding; DNA-binding transcription factor activity
Source: RefSeq, a predicted model, not a curated record
GUCUCAGAGGAGGGUCCCAUCUCAAAGUUGUUAUUAGCGCUGUGUGGGGGCAGAUAUAUCUGUGAACAAGGUCACUGGCAGUGGACUUUCUGCACGUGGCAGUAGAAGGUUUUGUGGAUUGUUUCUCAUUUUCAUCCGCCAUGGAGGUCCUGUCACUAUCUUUACAUGGAGGCCAAGACAGCCAUGUUUUACAAGCAGAAAAUGAGCUGGUACGUAAAGGACUCCGUCGCAAACGAGAGUUCAUACCUGAGGAGAAGAAGGACGCCCUCUACUGGGAGAAGCGUCGAAAGAACAACGAGGCAGCCAAGCGAUCCAGAGAGAAGCGGAGGAUGAACGACUACGUAGUGGAGAGUCAUCUUAUGGCCCUGAAAGAAGAAAACACACGACUUAGUGCUGAACUACUGGCGCUCAAGCUUCACUUCGGCCUGGUCCAUCCUGCAGCCUACACCGCUCACCAGAGUAACCAAUUACAACACAGUGUUCACAGCAGCAGCCAGCCAAUCACUAACACGCACCACCCGUCUCUACACAGGGACUACUACUGGGUUGGCAGAGACUCUUCUGUUAUCCCUCGCCACCCGUCAUCACCCCCUUUUUUAUUUCCUGCAUAUACUCUCCAACCCCUGAGAGGCUUUCCAUAUUUGAACCCAUCCAGUACUGCUAGCUCUGGCCUCCUCACUCCCCUUGUCCUCCCUCGAAAUGUCCUUCCCACCCACUCAUCCUGUCCUGCACCCCCUCUACUGAAGCCUGUUCCAACUAGAGGUACCUCAGAUGAGGAGAAAGAGCAGCACGUCCCAGGGGUGCUGCCCCUGUACUGCUCUGCUCCACCUUGCAAAGUCUCAUCAAGGGGAGACAGAAACAACUCUCCACCACAUUACACGUCCAACUGA